Molecule: messenger RNA, 1317 nt
Organism: Penicillium verrucosum
Lineage: Eukaryota; Fungi; Ascomycota; Eurotiomycetes; Eurotiales; Aspergillaceae
Exons: 7
Coding region: 1-1317 (438 amino acids)
Biological process (GO): hydrogen peroxide catabolic process; response to hydrogen peroxide
Cellular component (GO): peroxisome; cytoplasm; mitochondrion
Molecular function (GO): catalase activity; heme binding
Source: RefSeq, a predicted model, not a curated record
AUGGGCGACAACAAAUAUUACACUUUGGCCGAAGGCUGCCCCUUUGCCAGCAACAAAGCGACUGUUCUGAUGCGGGAUAGACAGGGCGGCGGGCUCGGAUUGCUUCAGGAUACUCGGCUCAUUGAGACCUUGACUCAUUUCUCGCGUGAGAGAAUCCCGGAGCGUAAACUGACAUUGGACCCUUGCAUAGAGUCGUCCAUGCAAAAGCUGUUGGGUAAGCUGUUAAGGCUCCCCCGAAAACUUUCACGGAUUGACACUAUUUGUAGAUCUUAUGGCGAGUUCGAAGCCACCCGUGAUUGUUCUGAUUUUACCUGCGCCAGCUUUCUCAACAAGGUCGGGAAGAAAACGCCGGUGCUGCAGCGCGUGUCAACCGUCGGAGCCGAGUCAGGAUCUGCUGAUACCUCUCGCGAUGUGCACGGAUGGUCAAUGAAGCUCUACACGGACGAGGGAAACCUUGAUUGGGUUUUCAACAACACACAAGGAAUACAGAAUUUCACCCGGGAAGAAGCUACAAAAAUUGCCGGAGAGAACCCUGACUAUAUGAUUCAGGACAUGUUUGAAGCCAUCGAAAGAGGCGAUUAUCCUGUCUGGAAUGUCUAUGUCCAGCUGAUGACCCCUGGAGAGGCCGAGAAAUACGAAGUAAAUAUCUUCGAUAUGACCAAGGUCUGGUCGCAUAAGGAUUUCCCUCUACAGCAGAUUGGUCGUCUUACUAUGAACCGCAAUCCGCAAAACUAUUUUGCGGAUAUUGAGCAAGCUGCAUUUUCGCCAUCAACGAUGGUUCCAGGAUUUGCACCAUCCGCUGAUCCAGUGCUACAAGCACGACUCUUCGCAUACCCCGACGCGGCCCGCUACCGACUUGGAGUGAACUACCAGCAGCUCCCAACCAACGCUGUCCAGGUCCAAGUCUACUGUCCUUUCCAGAGGGACGGAAAAAUGCGAUUUGACCACAACUAUGGCGGAGAUCCUAGUUAUGUUGGCUCCACAAUCAAACCCAUUAAGUUCUACCAAGACGUGAAAGCAUCAAACCCGGGAGCAUUGUACUUACACACUGAUCAUGAAAAAUGGGCGGGAGAGGUUUCGGCCUAUUCUAGCGAGAUCACUGAAGCAGACUUUGUCCAGCCCGCAGCAUUGUGGGAGGUUAUUGGUCGCAGCCCUGGUCACCAGGAUAAGCUUAUUAGCAAUCUUGUCUCCAGCGUCAAGAAUGUUCAGUGCCUCGAAUUACGCAAAGCUGUCUAUGGCCUUUUUAGUCGUGGUGACAAGGACCUCGGGCUGAGGUUGCAAGAGCGUACCGAAGCAUCAAUCAAAGCGGCCGCAUAG